UAAAGCAGGCAGGGUUGUGUCUGUCUGUGUGUGCUAGGGUGUUCAUUUCUCUUAGGCAUCUUGGCUGUUUCUGUAGUGACUUCCCUCCUAGGCUGUGUGUUUUCCGUGUUCCUACAAGCUUGUGAAUGUGCACCUGUAACUGUGGCUCCUUGACUUUGCUGGGUCAGUAUUGUAGUAGGAUGGGCAGACUUCCUUAUGUAAGCCUUCCUGCCUCUCCAGAGAUGGGGCUUGUGGCUGAACCUUCUCAAACUGUCUGUGAGCCCCUCUCCAGCAGCCACAUGUCCCGACAUGUGCCCGCAGUCCGGAAUUUUACCCGCCUCCACUCACAAAUCACACACUCACGACACACACUUAGGUGCCUACGGUUGCACUGGCCAAGUCUCCACCCCCUCCCUUUGCUUAAACUUCGGAAUUUCCAGCCGACCGGCCAACCGCUCCCAGCAGCGGGUGGAGUUGAGAAGGGCCCGCCCAGUUCUCGGAGUACAAAACUAGCUCUGCAGGACUGCGCGGCCACUUGUCCUUCAGCUCUGCGCACAAUGUGUCACUCUCGAAGCUCCCUCCCCACCAUGACCGUCCUGCGGGCUCCGACCCCGGUCCCCUCCACCAGCCCGGGACCCCAACGGGGCUCCGGCCCCGAGAUCUUCACCUUCGAUCCUCUCCCGGAGACCGCGGUGGCCCCCGCUGCGCGCCCCAGCGCCUCCCGCGGGCACCGAAAGCGCAGCCGUAGGGUCCUCUACCCACGAGUGGUCCGGCGUCAGCUGCCAAUCGAGGAUCCGAACCCAGCCAAAAGGCUGCUCUUUUUCCUGCUCACCAUCAUCUUCUGCCAGAUCCUGAUGGCUGAAGAGGGUGUGUCGACACCCCUGGUCCCGGAGGACACCCCCAGCGCGCAGUCCCCCGCGCCCACCGUUGUGCCCCCGGUCCUCGAGCCCCUUAAUCUGACCUCGGAGCCCUCGGACUACGCUUUGGACCUCAGCACUUUUCUCCAGCAACACCCUGCCGCCUUCUAACCGGACUCUCCACACCCCCAGAAGAAUCUGAAAAACCAAGAAACACUGGGUGUACCUGGUGGGAGAAAGAGCGUAUCCCAAACUGGGACUCCCAAGGCAACUCGCACUCAGAACACUACAGCGGAGAUGCCAGCCCGAGCCUGGGAGAGACAGGCACCGACAAGCCGGGGCUAGGCCGGGUGGCAGGAGACUUACCCGGCUAGGCCGGGUGGCAGGAGAGCGUCGUUAUUUCUCAUUGCUCCUAAUAAUAUUUAUAUGUAUUUAUGUAUGUCCCCCUAGGUGAUGGAGGGGUGUAUGUAAUAUUUAUUUUAACUUAUGCAGGAGUGCGAGAUGUGCUCCUUGCUGCAAAUGCAGAUCUCUGGGUAUUUAUUGGGCUCUGGGGGAUUGGUGGAGGCCGGCGCCCAGAACUGAGCGAGGCUGGGAAGAGGGAUGGAGGAAACCCGGGUCCGAGAAGGCGCCGGGCUGGGAGUCAAGGACGGUGGUGGGUCGUAGUAGGUUUAGCGAGUGACAUACUCAGCCCUCCAGCAUCUCAACUCGCGGGUCUACUGUGUGAGGCUUCGGCGGACCGUUGAGAAUAAGGUCCUUGGCCUUCGAUCUCCUCGAAGUUGCCCCCAAGGGGUGGCUGCGGGGUCGAUGGGCUGUCAGGGGGCGGCUGUGGGGUCGCCCGGUAUGUUCUGUGAACACAAAUAAACUUGAUUUACCGUCA
Molecule: messenger RNA, 1713 nt
Organism: Delphinapterus leucas (beluga whale)
Lineage: Eukaryota; Metazoa; Chordata; Mammalia; Artiodactyla; Monodontidae
Gene: IER3
Product: immediate early response 3
Biological process (GO): negative regulation of apoptotic process; DNA damage response
Cellular component (GO): nucleus
Source: RefSeq, a predicted model, not a curated record